AUGAAACACAUUUCUUCAAUUCUCUUGUUUCUCUUUGUGUUCACCCUUGUUGAGUGCUGUUCGGGUAGAAAGAUUGACAGCAACGAAGUUGUUUCAUUGGAACAGGAGAAUGAGAUAAAAACAAGAAAAUCGGGAGAGAAAAAGGAAAUGAAAGAGAACAAAGAAUCGACUGGAAUCCCAUCAACCGAGUCACCAAAAUGGAAAGAAGUGAAUGCGGUUCGCCAUGUUUAUGAAGAUGCUUUGAAUCUGAUGGCUGAAUUGAGAACAUUGGUCAUGGACAAUGAGAUCAAUGAAGAAGAGAGACAUUGGGAGGUCAGUGAUCGAGCAAAUUUAGAAAUCUUUAUGCCUACUGUGCUU
Messenger RNA from Mesorhabditis belari, 357 nucleotides. Lineage: Eukaryota; Metazoa; Nematoda; Chromadorea; Rhabditida; Rhabditidae. The record is from the annotation of a GenBank genome assembly.